CUGGAUGACUGAGAACCUUCACAGACAUAAAGAAGUUUAAAUACACAUUUAAUCCGUUAGAUAUUUAAAGAAACAGAAGUGUAGUGUCAGGCUUAAAUUAUAAGAAACAAAUGUGUAAAAUUACUGAAAAGCUUCUGUUAGCUAAUAGCCCAGGCUGUCAUGUGAUUAUAAAACAGAAACAUCUUGUUAAAGGAUAAACUUUUUAGGUUCAAAGCUUAAAGGUGGGGCUUUUGUUCUUUUCUUUUGAAUGUAUGAAGAGUCCGCCCUGGGUAGCCUGGAUAUAGCUGGGAAAAUGACCCAGAUGAUGACUAAAUUUAGAAAAAGACUAUCAUGUGACUCAGAAUGCCUUUGGAGUAACCAAAAUGGGCAUUUCCUCCUCUGCAAGCAGGUUAAUGAGGUCUGGGAUGUGAAUUAUACACGCAGACCAUCUAAUUAGCUGUAUUAAUUAAAGCACGGUUGAGGCAGGCAGCGCUCACAUUUAUCAGCUGUAGAUUGAUUAGCUACGUUGGGGACAGAUGUUUUGGAAGGGAUUACACUCACAAGUACUUCACAAGUUAUCUCGGCUGAAAUGUCCAUAGACAGCUGGCAGGCAAGGCUUUGCGAGAUGCCAGCAGAUUUCUAGAUUCCUUGCAAAGGUCUAGAAUGAAAGAAUGAAUAGGACGGGUGAGAUUAAAGGUGGCAGAGGACUGCAAGGAACAAGAGCUGAUAAUGUUCUUCAGUGUUGGGUUUCAAAUCUAAGACCCAGGCCAAAUGUGUUCCUUCGCUCUUAGAUAAAUAAACGAGUUAUCAGUGACUGUGUUUAUAUGAACCAUACUGAUGACACUUAUCUUUCAUUGGCCUUCAGCUUUGAACCUAAAAAGUUUAUUCUUUAAAAAAUCCUGAACACAUUCACUGCGUGUAUAAGAGAACUAAAUCUAAAAUAAUCCACAUGUAUCAGCUUCUGUCGCAUUUCAGACGAGACCAGAGGUCAGCUAGAUUCAUGGUGCAGAGGUACCAUUUAUAGAAAGUGCUCAGUGUGUCACAGAUGUGUGCCAACAAAGCACUUUACAGUCAGUGUCACCUACAGGCACAGACAAUGCACCUGGUUCUAGCUCUAUUUACUGUACCUGUGUCCAGGAGAAGCACAUGUUUCAAUGCGGCAUUCAGUGGCUGCGCUGCAGCCCGGAGCCUUCUGUGCCUUUGAACACUAAAGCUUAACCCGGCAGUGCUGACAGGCUUUCUUAUUUCCCUGUGCAAUGUGGGAAUAAAAGGGUGGUGUGAGCAGUGGUGUGACAACAAACUUCCUUCUGUCCUCAGAGCAUCUGCUGUGUGUGUGUGUGUGUGUGUGUGUGUGUGUGUGUGUGUGUGUGUACAUAUUUGCAAUCUGAUGACUCGUUAUAGCAUAGCAGGUAGGUUUACAAGCUGUAGUUAUUUGUGUUGUCAGACAGAAUAGGGAAUGAAAAAGGGACAUUUCACUGCAAAUUAAUUUGGCCAUUUAAAGCAGCAGCAGCCAGCGAGGAAGCUUUUCUGACUCAGUCAUACUAAACGAAUCCAGACAACACGGUGCACAUCGACUGUACAGACAUUCUCUUAUUAACCCUGCCUGCUUACUGCUGUGAAUGCUUCGAGUAAUUUGAAGUCAUUAGCUCGAUGCUGGACUGAAUUAUCACCGUUCCCAUCUUCAGUCUAACACUGCCUCUUCUCUGAUGGCUAUGGAGAAGGGAAGUGAACAUUCUUUUACUAAUCUUUGAAGACCAGCAUAGCGGAGCACUCAAAGAAUGGUUCGGCAUGUGUCUCCAUCAAAACAACCAAGAACUGAGUGAUUAAAACAUCACUGUUGUACCCUGAGUGACUUAGUAAUCGUUAGCCCCCCCAUGGAUCGGGGGGGGGGGGGGACACAGCUAGGUCAGUUAGUGAAUUAGAACAUCUGAAUAAUGAUUAUUCAGCCUGAAUAAUCACAGUAUUAACAAAGAAGGUGUUUUUUGGAUUCACAUUUGCCCAUCAUAUUAAAUGUAAACAGAACAGGGCAAUGGUGAAAAAAACCCAUCCUAGAAGCCACUGACUCUGCAGCAGCUUCAGGGGAGUUUGAUUAAGUAACGUGAUCAUCGUUUUUUUACUUUUUAUUCUGAAGGUCAUGAACAAACUCUAGACCUUAUACAUUUGUGAGCAAAACUUGCUUCAGUGCAAAAGGAAAUGUCAAAAAUUAAAACUUUGAUAACUGGCUAAUCGACAUUUGCUGAAAAAAUAACAGCUACUGAUUGAUUUCUUACUUUCUAACGUUCAGACUAAGAUGUCUGCUGACCACAUGGCAAUCAUGUAAUACGUUUAUAAUGGACUGAAGCUGAAUAUGAGUCCUACGUUUAUACCCUAAUUUUCUAAAUUACUGUUAAAUGUUUUGAUGCAGCUUUGACCUCCUCAGAAUUUGGCAAACAUAAACACUCAACAGUUUAAAUAUUUUCCCAACCCUGCCUCAGUGCUGGCAGAGUAGAUGAAUCAAACUAUUAUCUGGCAAUCCCACCUUUUCAUUCGCAGUGGCUGUCAUGCUGGCUAACAGCAGUGAUGCCACAGCUGCUUCCACCGCAAGACUUUGCUGCGUUAGCCAGGAGUAUUGGUAAGAGGUUGAGCUUAUCAUCUGGCAUCUGUGCCUUAUAAAAGUCUAUUAUUUGCCAUGUUAACUACAUUUAUUUUUAAUCCUUUUAAUUUGUUUCUGUGUCUUCCUUAGUUGUUGUGAGGGCAUGAAGGGAUCCUUAUCCUCAUAUUUCUUCCUGUAAUUUACCUUCAUCUGCUGAUGUCAAAGGAUUGAACGAAGACACUAAAUUCAGCUGGAGAAAUAUUUUGACAAUAAUAAGUAUGGUAGACGUCAGAGACAUGCCACCCCAGUGACUAAUCCCGAGUAAGGUUGAAAAGCGGUGAAGUGUCCCUUUGAAUCUGAAAUAAUGACUAAGAGACGCAGCAAGAGAUUGAGCUGAAGUGAAAGAUGAGAUGCGGAACAUAAGGGCUGUUUUCAAGCUAAGAUGCGGCUCCCCUACCCAUCCCGAGGAGAGGGAGUGGGAGGGGCUCAGCUUAUUCGUUAUUAAGUACUUACAGGCUGCUGCUUUCAUACACACUCACAGGGCACAGAUUGAGUGAGAGAGAGGGAGGCAGAGAGAGAGAGGGAGGAAGAAAGCAGUCGGCUGAAGGAAGCGUAAAGGAAAGCAGCGACUGCACCGGUCCAAUGCCUGCUAUCUGAACCGCUCUGUGUUUCUGUUUGUGUGUGUAUGUGUUGCUGGUUGGGAUAUUCGCUUGCACACUAGCUGUGUGGGGAAGAUCGGAUUGUAUCCCGAUACCCUUCGACCUUCCACCUUUAAGUUUUCCUUACCCACCCCUCACUCCUUCCCUCCCGUCGGGGGAGCUCCUGGCGGCCCCAUGAUGAAGGAGGAAGGCCUGCUUAGUCGUCGCCGUUUCUCCACGUGCGGCGGGACGGCAUCGCUUCGACCUCCACACCCGGACGGACGCAAACUCAUCCGCAAUGCCUCGUUCGGGGGCUAUAAUGAGCUGUCACCCAUCUCGCUGCCAGGUUUUGAGAGAGGGAAGGAGGACCUCUUGCCACUGCCUUUGAAAGAGGACUCUCAUUCCAUAUCUAAGAGCAAGUCUGAAACAAAGCUGUACAAUGGUUCAGACAAGGAUGUGUCGGCGUCUGGGGGGAAGCUCACCAAAAAGGAGUCCCUCAAGGUGCAGAAGAAGAACUACAGGGAAGAAAAGAAGAGGGCAACCAAGGAGCUGCUCAGCACCAUCACUGAUCCUUCUGUCAUCGUCAUGGCCGACUGGCUAAAGAUCCGUGGCACUCUGAAAAGCUGGACCAAGCUGUGGUGUGUGCUGAAGCCAGGCGUCCUGCUCAUCUACAAAACUCACAAAAACGGACAGUGGGUGGGAACGGUGCUGCUCAAUGCCUGCGAGCUCAUCGAGAGGCCCUCCAAGAAAGACGGCUUCUGCUUCAAACUCUUUCACCCCUUGGAGCAGUCCAUCUGGGCUGUCAAGGGUCCUAAAGGAGAAGCAGUUGGCUCCAUCACGCAGCCGUUACCCAGCAGCCACCUCAUUUUCCGUGCUGCCUCUGAGUCUGAUGGCCGAUGCUGGAUGGAUGCCUUGGAGCUGGCCCUGAAGUGCUCCAGCCUGCUGAAGAGGACCAUGAUCCGUGAGGGGAAGGAUGACAUGAGCACUGUAGGCACUGGUGGGGAACACUCCAUUAAUUUCUACAGCCUCCUCAGAGCCCACAACAUACACGGUUUCCAGUUCAAUGACAGCGACCAUUUGAAAGACCCGGACCUGUACUCGGACAAGUCAGAUCGGGAAGGAGAGCAGGACCACGAGGAGUCAGAUCCAGAGGGGCUGGAGAAAAGUGAGGAGAGUGACAGCGACACAUCAGAGCGUCAGGACGACUCGUACAUUGACCUGGACCCAAAUGAGCAUCUGCGUGAAACCCCAUACCUGGAACAGUCCCAGGAAGAGUUAGGAGAGGCUGGUGAAGCUGCUCAGACAGAAACUGUAUCAGAGGAGAACAAGUCUCUGAUCUGGACCCUGCUGAAGCAGGUUCGACCUGGCAUGGACCUGUCCAAGGUUGUGUUACCCACUUUUAUCCUGGAGCCAAGAUCCUUUCUGGACAAACUCUCUGAUUACUACUUCCAUGCAGACUUCCUGUCAGAGGCUGCAAUUGAAGAGAAUGCCUAUAACCGGAUGAAGAAGGUGGUAAAGUGGUACAUCUCUGGAUUUUACAAAAAGCCAAAGGGGUUGAAGAAGCCCUACAAUCCCAUUAUUGGAGAGACGUUCCGCUGCAUGUGGCUCCAUCAGAAGACCAAUAGCAAGACCUUCUACAUGGCAGAACAGGUAUCUCAUCACCCUCCAGUAUCAGCCUUCUAUGUCAGUAACAGGAAGGACGGAUUCUGCCUCAGUGGAAGCAUCCUCGCCAAGUCCAAGUUCUAUGGAAACUCGCUGUCGGCUAUACUGGACGGGGAGGCUCGCCUCACUUUUCUCAACCGAGGGGAGGACUAUGUGAUGAACAUGCCCUACGCUCACUGUAAAGGUAUCCUAUAUGGAACCAUGACUCUGGAGCUAGGUGGUCAUGUCACCAUUGCUUGUGAGAAAACAGGCUACAGUGCACAGCUGGAGUUCAAACUGAAGCCUUUCCUGGGCAGCAGUGACUGUGUUAAUCAAAUCUCUGGAAAGAUCAAGCUGGGAAAGGAGGUGUUAGCUACACUAGAAGGACACUGGGAUAGUGAGAUCUUCAUUAAUGAUAAGAAGACUGGGAUAGUGGACACUUUCUGGAACCCCACGACGGAGCUGAGGCAGAGCCGACUGACUCGUUGCACCGUCCCACUAGAGGAGCAGGGAGAGUCUGAGUCAGAAAGACUGUGGCAACACGUGACACGAGCCAUCAACAACAAGGACCAGACCGAAGCCACCAAUGAGAAGUUCAUACUGGAGGAAGCUCAGAGGAAGUCGGCGCGUGAGCGGAAAGCCAAAUGUGAGGAGUGGAGUCCUGCCCUGUUCGAGCAGGACCCCAUCACCGGAGAGUGGCAUUACAAAUAUGCCGACACAAGGCCUUGGGAUCCACUCAAUGACCUGAUCCAGUUCGAGAAAGAUGGCUGUAUCCAGACCAAGGUCCGACACCGCACCCCUAUGGUAACGGUGCCAAAGAGGAAACACAAGAGUGACAAGCCCAAGAGUCCAGAGAGCGGCUGCUCCUCACCUGAACCCGACCACCAGGACUCAUCCGGCAGCGAACGACACAAAAGCAAGCAUAACAAUCGGCUGAGGAAAAAAGGAGCAGACCUCAGCGAACUUCAAAGUGCCAUUGAAUCCAUAAAGCAGACGCAGGAGGACAUUAACAGGACCAUCACCGUGCUGCGGAGUCGUGCUGCGAGUCGGGUGGAGGGCAGCUCCUUCCUCCAGCAGCGUGACUACAUCAUCAUCAUUUUUCUCAUCUUCCUUCAGGUCCUGAUCAACUACAUCUUCAAGUAGCAGCCAUACUCCCAGAGACAGUGAUGUCCUCACACAAACACGCCCUCUGAGCUUCAUGGGGGCGGACUCAGACUUUGACCUCUCACAGUUAGUGACUUCAACAGUCCUCUCCAACUCUCUUCUCCUCUGUCUUUAUUAGACUCACUUACAUGUAUCCAGAAAAGCAGACUCUUCAACACAAAGAGAGACUUUUUAAAACAUAUUUAUUUGGAACCAGUCUUUUGGAAAAUCUGGAGAGAUCCUCAGAUUUCAAAGUGGAGAGGAGCAGCGGUAAGGAGAAGUCAAAGGCGAGAGUUUGGUGUGAAUAAAUGUUGACUGCCACCUGGAGGCGUGUUGAUUUGCCUUGAUGUAAGCGGCAGAGACAGCAGCCAUUUUUAACCUGUUGUUUGUUUGUUUUUCUGAUGGAGUGAAAUCACUCUGUCGGUUCACAUUUCACCUCAAACAGGUAAUCGUUUACCACACAAUCAAGGACCACAACUCAGAUCGUAACAGAGGACAAAUAGAUCUCUGAUUUUAAUGUUUUUGUUUUUAUUCUUUUGCGUCUUCACUUCGCGUAUCCUUUGUGAGUUGAUGUCUGCUCAGAGCAGAAAACUAGCGAUGAGGGAGACGGGGCUGGGGGACGCAGUCCAGUCUGUGGGACUUUUUUUAUUGUAACGGCUGGAGAUUCCACACGCGGAAGUGGCAACCGCGACAGAAAACUCACAAGGGACAUUGUCGUAAGGAAUUAAAGCUAUAAUUUCUGCUGUAUAAUAAAACUCCACAUUUUGCAUACAAAGUCAGUGUUUAAAAGAAAAGUCAGACAUUUGACACAAUGUCAGUGUAUACUGUAGGUAGCAUGUACAGACAGGAGCAAGGUUAGGACACUAGCCCUAUGUAUUUUGUAUUUUGUUUUAAGGCACAAAUGCACUGGAAAUGUCAGAUGUUUGUAUGAUUUAUACACUUUUUAUCUGUGGACAUGAAAAUGCUUUUACACUUCUUUCUCAUCAACAGGAGGAAAAAAAGAUGCAUUUCUUUUGGCCGUUUCAGUGAUCACUGCCCUAGAUUUCAGGUAAAAGCAGGUGACAUGUUUUUAUCUGAGAGCUCACUGUAAGAAGCUGGAUUUAGCAACUCUAAUGAGUCAGCCAGGCUGAAUGAUGUAGUCGCUCCUCUCAAUGGAAGAGCGCAGGAAUUAACUUGACUUUCUUUGCCGAGAUAAGCGAUGGGAUUGGCCAGCAGCUGCUUGGUAAAAAGAGCUAGCGUGGGUAAUGGUCUGACCAGAAAAGCUCACUAGUCAACAUGUUUUAUCUUAUUGCUUUUGCACAAAAACCAAAGUGUAUAAGAGUCCAUAAAACCAGCAGGGGACCUGAGCGGUUCCCUUCUGUGGCUCAGAAUUGGUAAUAAUCCACCAGCCUUCAAAGAGCUGGUCAGCUCUUUAGAGCCCCCUUUGGUGGUAUUUGAUCUUCUUAAUCUAACAUACAGCAAAAAACUGAGCGGGUAUAUUUCCCAAACUGAGCUGGGACUACUCCUUCAGAGAAAAUAUUAAAAUUGCAUACAUGAGCUGGCCUAAUGGUCUCUAUAUGUGAAUACAGCCUCCAGAUCAGGCUACAGUUGAGCAAAGUUGCCACUUCGUGCAGCGCCUUCAUGACGAGUCCAGUUGAGAACAUCAGUCACCUCGUUCCAGUGCUUUUGAGCCCCAAAUACUAACCAGGACAACUACAGUAGACUCUUUAGUAAGUUACUAGUAAGAGGAGGAUGUAGACUCCUAAACCGUCUUCAUAGUAAACCAUUCCAAACGUACGCAAGUACCAGCCAAGCUCAGUGUGUAGCGUAGGAGUCGAUCCUUUUCACUGUGUAAAUAUCUAACGGCAUUUCAACACCGAGGUUUGCAAUACAGACACUCGCUCUGUGCACAAACCAUUGCUUUUAACCUUGUGUGUCAGUCUCUCCACUGCUCUGUAGAUACAGAGGGAUGUAGGUCGAUACAAAAAAGAAGUUAAUAUUGGGAUGCACAAUUAGAACUCCCAUUUAAAAAAAGAGAGAGAAAAAAGGAUCCCAGGGACCUCGAUGUUACAGAGGUGUAGAAGUUACAUUGCGGUUCUAGUCUGUUGCCUUUGUCUUUGGACGUGCGGAUGCUGAAAUUAGUCUCAGAGAUGGUUCGAAUGACCCCCGCACUCAUCCAGCUUUACAGUUUAAAAGGUUACAGCCCUGUGAGGACUGCGUUUAGCAUUACCGCACAUAAAAACAACUCCCAGCAAUCUGCUAGCAGUAGCAGUGGUGUAGUCAUAUGUGAUUGAUUCGAGGAUGAAGGCAGCACAUCAGAACCC
Molecule: messenger RNA, 8276 nt
Organism: Haplochromis burtoni (Burton's mouthbrooder)
Lineage: Eukaryota; Metazoa; Chordata; Actinopteri; Cichliformes; Cichlidae
Gene: osbpl8
Product: oxysterol binding protein-like 8
Exons: 21
Coding region: 3385-5973 (862 amino acids)
Cellular component (GO): intracellular membrane-bounded organelle; membrane; cytosol
Molecular function (GO): cholesterol binding
Source: RefSeq, a predicted model, not a curated record